CCUCCCGCGGCCGAGAGCGGCGCGAGGGAGCUCGCGAGGCGGCGGCGUAAGCGUCGUCGUCGUGGCGGCGUUUCGCACGAGGCCCCUCCCGCUCGCGGUCGCCCUUGGCUACGGGCAUGGCGUGGGCGCGGCCGGCUCCGGGGGUUCCGGAGGGGCUGCGGCCUCCGCCGCCGCCGCCGCCGCUCCUCCUCCUCCUCGUGUGGGUCUCCGCCCUGUGCCUUUUCCCCCGGCCGGCGGAGGCCCUGGUGGAAGGUCUCUACUGCGGGAAGCUGGUCUGCUACGACGUGCUGGGCGUGAGCCGGGAUGCCAGCAAGGCUGAAGUGGCCCGGGCUUACCGGCAGCUGGCCCUCCGCUACCACCCGGACCGCCGACCGCGGGAACCCGACCCGGACGGCAAAGGAGCAGAGGCCGCCCAGGAGAAGUUCCUGCUCAUCGCCACCGCCUACGAGACCCUCAAGGUGAGAGAGCGGGGCCGGGGCCGCCCCCUCCCUCCGCCCGCCCCGGCCGGACCCCUCCGGUAAGACACGCGCCGUCCGCACCUCCUCCUCCCCCCCACGCACCCAGGCUCAGUUUCUCCCAACAGCACCCACCUCCCUGGCUCCCUUGAGGAGAAGGAGCAGCUGCGGGGAGGAGGGUGGCAGGAGCGGCAGGCGCCGGGAGGGCUCUCAACAAGGGGCCCCCCUUCGCAUCCCCCUCUCAGCGUUUCUCUGCCAUGCAAAGAGGGGUGUCCUCCUAUUCCAUAUGCAGUAUAUAUGGAAUAUUCCUAUUCCAACAUACAGUAUAUAGAAACAUAAUAAAACAUUGAAAAUAUUUCCCCAUACAGGGCUGCCUUCAAAGCAUAAUAUAUAAACAUAAUGAAACAUUAAACAUGGAAGAAAACUUCCCCAUACAGGGCUGCUUUCAGUCCUGUAUAUAAAAACAUAAUCUAAAAACAUAAUGAAACAUUAAACGCUGAUAAAACUUCCCCAUACAGGGCUGCUUUCAGUUCUGUAUAUGAAAACAUAAUAUUAAAACAUAAUGAAACAAUAAGCAUGGAAUAAAACUUCCCCAUACAGGGCUGCCUUCAGCUCUGUAUAGAAAAACAUAAUAUUAAAACAACAUGAAACAUUAAGCAUUGAAGAAAACUUCCCCAUACAGGGCUGCCUUCAGAAGGCUCUGGAUCUGUUAACGCCACAACCUCCAACAUUUCUGCAAUGGAAAUAAGGGACAUUGUCCUAUUCCAUCAUACUUCUUUUAGUAUUCAUACCCCUGUCCAUCUGACUGGGUUGCCCCAGACACUCUGGGCAGCCUCCAAUAUAUAUAUAGAAACAUAAUGGAACAUUAAAAAACUUCCCUAUAUAGGGCUGCCUUCAGAGGUCUCCUAAAAGUUGUAUACAAGUAGUUGCUUAUCUCAUUGGCUCAGGGGUUGCAUUACUCCAUACACUCCAUUUCUCUGAUGAAAAGAGGGACAUCCUAAGGGAAAGCUUCUGUAAAUCCAGGACUGUCCCUGGAAAAUAGGGACACUUAGAGGGUCUGCCUUCGUGGGGUGUCCUCCCUCCACAAUACGCUUCUAGACAGUGUUAGAAACUCAGAUAUAUAAGCUAGGUGCCAAAUAGCCCCUUAAACCAAGGUUGCAGUCGCCAAAACAGAAUGUAUAGUUGCCAUUUUCGGGCAAGACGGCUCUAAAGUCGUUUUUCAAACGAUGGACCAACUGCGAUUGAUUCUCAGUUAAACAUUUAUCUAGUUCAGAUGACAACCUUGAGGUUGGUUAAGGGCCAGUCCACAUAUAUAUUGGCCUAUUCCGACCUCUUUUUCUUAAUGGAGACUGCUGCUGCUCAGGCUGAAGAGAAAAAGCAGUUUGGUUCCAGAAAUUCCUUCCGAUUGGGCAGAUAAAAUAUAACUGAUAGAAUUCCACGUGGUGGGGUGUUAGUGUGUGAAAACAGGGCUUGCAGUUUAUAUGCAUACACCAAUAUAUUAUCGUGCUGUAUAAUAAUCAAGGUGUUUGUGUAUACAGUGGUAUCUCGGAUUACAUACGCUUCAGGUUACAGACUCCACUGACCCAGAAAUAGUACCUCGGGUUAAGAACUUUGCUUCAGGAUGAGAACAGAAAUCGCACGCCGGCAGGGCAGCAGCAGGAGGAGGCCCCAUUAGCUAAAGUGGUAUUUCAGGUUAAUAACAGUUUCAGGUUAAGAACGGACCUCUGGAACGAAUUAAGUACUUAACCCGAGGUACCACUGUAUAUGUCAGAGAAAGAAAAGAAACUGGCCCAUUAAACCCAGGUUGCUAACACAGCAAGUAUGCCUUACCUAACUAGUUUCAGUCAUUGGUUUAAUGUGUUUGCUUAUAACUCCUUUGAGAAGAAUAGCUUGUCAAUAGUCAAGUGUAUGGGUUGCGGGUGGCGCUGUGGGUUAAACCACAGAGCCUAGAACUUGCUGAUAAGAAGGUCAGCGGUUCGAAUCCCCGCGACGGGGUGAGCUCCUGUUGCUUAGUCCCAGCUCCUGCCAACCUAGCAGUUCGAAAGCACGUCAAAGUGCAAGUAGAUAAAUAGGUACCGCUCUGGACGCUGUCUGCGGACAAAUGCCGGCUCCCUCGGCCCAUAGAACGAGAUGAGCGCUGCAACCCCAGAGUCGGUCACGACUGGACCUAAUGGUCAGGGGUACCUUUACCUUUACCUUAGUCAAGUGUAUUGCUUCAGAAGCAUAAAGCAUAAACACCUUUACUUUAUGCUAUUUUACUCCUGUUGUAUAAAUACUAUCGAUCAUUUUAUGUUUGAAAAUUUAAGUAUUCCACUAGAUAUAAUUGCCAUAAAUACAACCAAAAGCAAUUCCUUAAACUGAGCGGAUGGUGGUUGUUUUUGUUCAUUGACAUAUGGGAUAUUUCCAAAUGAAAACCUGCCAAUCAUCAUUUGCAGGAUGAAGAAACUCGUAAGGAUUAUGAUUAUAUGUUGGAUCAUCCUGAGGAGUAUUACAGCCAUUACUAUCACUAUUAUAGUAGAAGAUUGGCACCCAAGGUAGAUGUCAGAAUCGUGAUUCUAGUCACCGUCUGUGCCAUCUCUGUUUUUCAGGUAAAUAUCUUUGUCUCCAAACUGUUCCAUUGUUGCCAUCUAACCUGGAAAAUAAUGAAAGACGAAAUGUAAUAUGGCUGGUUUCGUACAAAUGUUUUCCCUUUGUGUAAAAGGCAAUUGAUCAAGUGCUGUCUGCUCUCUAUAUUAUGCCAGCAAAGGAGGUGGCUGGCCUGAACUUAUUACCUGCAAAAUAAGGAACAUAUUAAAAAUAUCACAUCAGUUUUCCCUAAGAUUUUUGGGCACAAUACAUGGAAAGGGGAUUUUUUUUUUAAAAAAAAAGAGUGAUUAUGAAUGCAAAGCUAUGCAAAUAAAGAAAACAAUAGAACAAGUUUCAUAUAGUGCAUCCUAUAUAUAUAGUCUGAGUACCACAGGGAAAGAUAAUUUGCUUAUUCUCUAAGGCUAAUAUUGCUUACCAUUUUAUAUUUUAGUUCUUCAGCUGGUGGAGUAGCUACAAUGAAGCUAUCAACUACCUAGCAACCAUGCCAAAAUAUCGUAUACAAGCCAUGGAGAUUGCCAGGCAACAAGGGCUACUAAACAGAGCCAAAGAAAAGGGCAAGAACAGGCGGUCCAAGGAAGAAAUCCGCAAGGAGGAGGAGGAAAUAAUCAAAGAUGUAAUAAAAAACAAAAUAGAUAUCAAGGGUGGUUAUCAGAAGCCCCAAAUAUAUGACAUACUCUUAUUCCAAAUCCUUUUAACACCUUUUUAUCUGUGCAAGUACAUAGGAUGGUAUUGUUGGUGGAUUUAUUGUUUCAACAUCAAAGGACAAGAAUAUGGGGAAGAAGAGAAGUUGUAUAUUAUACGCAAGUACAUGAAAAUGUCACAGUCUCAGUUUGACACUUUGGAAGAUCACCAGAAAGAGACUUUUCUUGAACGACAGCUCUGGAUAAGAGAGAACUAUGAGGUGAGCAGCGUUGGCACACAGGAAGUGGAAAAAGAACCUAACAUGUCCUGACUUCUUAAAUUAUGUUCAUAUCACACCUAAGCGAAGGCGCUUGCUUGUGCAGUUCCAUAGUGUUGGUUCAUGCACUUGGGGUCACAAGUAGUGAUCAGUGUCCCAUACGCAGCUAAAAUACACCAGGUAUUUCAUAUUACGGUGGUCCAAACUUACUGUCUUUGUAGGUCUUCCCCAACCUUUAUUUAUAGGUUGGGCUGUUGCAUAAGUAGCAUGCUUCUUUAAGACUCAUGGGCAGUAUGCUAACACAGUAGAUGGUUCACUUCAGUGUUCAAAUGAACUUCUUCGUUAUGUCCCUUUAUUAGAGGCUGAGUGGCAUUGUUGUUUUUUUAAAAAAAUGUCUGUCUAAAAAUGUGCUACUCAAGUCAUCUUAUAGUACAAAUCAGUAAAGCAGCACAGCAAGUCACAACACACAAAAGCAAAACACAAUGCAGUAAACUACAGUUAACAAGCCUAUCAUCAGGAAAACACUGCUCAGAUUCAAUUUUCAGCAGAUGGUGUAGGCUUUGUAAAAUGGAGACCUUAAUUUGUCAUCUGAAUCUCAGAGGAGGGCCAGAAAUGAGGUUCCUUAGAGAGGAUGCUACACUGACCGAGAGAUGGAGAAGGCCCAGUGAGAAGCAGUCACAGAACGCUCUUCUGAAUACAUGCUCUCAGAGAACCUUAUCCUAGUUCUAGGAUCAGGGAACCCAGCAGUAAAUCAGCUUAGAAGUUCUGCUGAAGGAGAAGAACCAUUUUAUCUUCCACAACACAAUAAUUGUCUGUGUUAAAGCAGGUAGAGCUGUCAAUCUUUGUUGUUCUAGCGCCAUUUUAAAAAACCCCAACAUACUGGCAAUAGAAGUCUUGGUGCAGUGUGGCAUUUCCAGUCUACUGAGAGAGCUGUCACCAGCCUUGUCCCUUUAGUGCCAUACAAGUAGUAUUAGGUUGUAUCCAAUGAUAGUCCUGCUCAUAGCAGAAGCAUUGAAAUUAAUAGGCACAACUAACUUAGGUCUGUUACAACCCAUUGUUCCUCAUAUGCUAUGUAGUGAGCAGAAGUGGGAAAACAUUGGCUUCAUUCUACAGAGCGUGAGUUUGUAAAUAUUUCAACUAAUAUCAAUUUGAAUAUUAAUAGAUACUCAGUUAAUGUGUCACCUUAACUAUUGGUAAUGUACUUUGAAAAUAGAUGCCAAAUGCUAGUCCUACUCAGUAGAGCCAUUGAAGUCAAUGGACAUAUCUAACUUAGGUUAAUUAAUUUCAUUGUGUCUACUCAUGAGUGGGAUUAGCAUUGACUCAAAUGUGACUAUUAAGGUUUAAAGCUGUAUUUUUUAAAAAAAUUUACCCACCUGCAUGGUAUCUAGCUCUUUAGCCCGCUAUGGCACAUUUUCAGUGUAUCCCCCAAGCACAUUACUUUUAGGAUCAACUACUUUUAUGCAAUCCAGUGCUCCAUUUGAAUGUCAAAUUGGGGAAUCUGCAUUUUGGGACUGGCCUGUCCAUAGUGAAACUGUCAAAGAAUGUGUGUUGCUAAAGCACAGUGAAGAUUGAUGUUGCUUUCAGUUAAUUUUUUCCUUCUCUUUUAGCUUUACAAACAAGAGCAAGAGGAAGAACUGAAGAAAAAAAUGGCAUCGGACCCUCGAUGGAAAAGAUACAGGCGGUGGAUGAGAAAUGAAGGACCUGGAAGACUAACUUUUAUUGAUGAUUGACACUUGCUGUAACUUAUACGGUCCAGUGAUGAUUGGCAAGAAAAAUUCAUACCUAGAAAGUUCAGAGUUUAACUGCUGUGUCUCAGCAAUGUUCUGAAACUCAGGAAGUAAUCAGGCAGAAAACUAGUACAAUUUUAUGAUUUUUAUAAAAUAAAAGGAAAUCUGCUAAUCAGUCUUAAUU
This is a messenger RNA of Podarcis lilfordi (Lilford's wall lizard), 5850 nucleotides long. Lineage: Eukaryota; Metazoa; Chordata; Lepidosauria; Squamata; Lacertidae. The record is from the annotation of a GenBank genome assembly.